Trypanosoma rangeli is the source of this 10824-nucleotide messenger RNA. Its product is annotated as putative neurobeachin/beige protein. Lineage: Eukaryota; Euglenozoa; Kinetoplastea; Trypanosomatida; Trypanosomatidae. Gene Ontology annotation, molecular function: protein binding. The transcript has a single exon. The record is from RefSeq and is a predicted model, not a curated record. Bases 1 to 10824 code for a protein of 3607 amino acids.
AUGCCGGCGUUAUCUGAACGGGACUUGUUGAGUGUGGAGAAGUUUUCAAAUGCCAUGAAGGCGGCGCUGGGGCGCAAUAGUCGGCAAGCAACGUUGCGGGACACGGACCCACAGAGUACCACCGCAUCAUUACCUGCUAUCACAUCGAAUGACAUGGCAACGAUAGUGUUGGAAAGGCGCCUUUGGGCGGAAGUGGCCGUGGUGUUUUGGCGCCUCGCCAGUCGUCAGCAGAUGCAUCUGCUGGCGUAUGUGACCACCGAUGUCAUCCGUGACUUGUGUAGUCUCUGUGACGGACUACUGGACCACAUCCGGACCACAUUUGCGAGCCUUGGGCCCAGUGCCUCACCCCUUCAGAUUGUGGAUUGCGCCGAUUCCUUCGGCGCUGAACACAUUUUUUUUCUUUUGAGUAACUUUUGCUCGCCUAAAAGUUGCAUCAGCAUGGUGGGUGGUGAGGAUACGCUUGGGAAGGAGCUUCAUAGUCAUGUGUGCAAGGUGCUUGCGGAGCAGGACCACCUGCAGUGGAUGACACGUUUGUUUCGUGCCUUUUGUGAUGAGUCGUGGCGGAGGUAUUUGGAAAAAAGUAGCAUUUCAGAGACUGUUGUUUCAGCCACGCGUGAAGUGCUGCGAUGCCUUUCACAUUGCUGCGCCACAAGUGAGACGUGUGCGCAUCUGCUCAUUUACACCGAACCUAGACCGCUAGUGGCACAGUUGUUGUACGGCCUUCGUCUACGCAUCUCCACCAACACCCUCAUUCGACCCAUUGUCGGCGCUGGCUCCACGUGGCAAGGUGGUGAGCGGCCAGCGUCCCCCUUGUCCACUUCGGCUGUGCAUGUGCCAACCCGCAAAGCCGAACUCGCAGAGUACCUGGCCUCUGGGCGGAAGAAUGCGUAUGAUGCGCUAAGUAGGGAGGCCCUCAAUGCUGCGGUGGUCGCUGUGAAGAAAGCGGUGGCGUACGACACACCUGACGUUGUGGUGGCCCUAUGUCACAUCAUGGAGGUCAGUUCUCGUAGCAUCGUGCCACCACAAGGGGGGGAAAAGAAGCUGCCAAUGAGUCUGCAGAUUGCUAUGUAUGAAAAUGUCCUAAUGGCGUGGGAUGCCCUGUGUCAAUUGAUACUAACAAGAGACGAUGCCCCAUUGCGUCACGACAUUGUUGCUAGUCAAGAGGCCGUUUUGCAGCAGCUUCUUAAUUACAACCCGGCAGGGUGUGUACGGUGUCUAUUGCAGCAUUGUCCAGAUAUUGUGGACUGCGACUUGACGCUUUUUCAGACGAUAGCGAUGUUUUGUACCCCUCCCUCUACAAGCAGCAUGCAACACCCUCCAUCCGCGCCGGCGCCACGCACAGAGCACUCCACACAUCGAAUUGCUGCGAGCACUGACUCUUUAAAUGAGAGCAUAUGCAGCCGAAGUGAGUCAGUGAGUUCCCUUACAAGUAGCGUGCAUCUAGCACGAUCAGCACUGCCUGAAACCACCGUGACACGUACUUUGAAUCGUGUUCGACCGUCAAGGAUAAGUUUUUGGCCUACCACUUCUUUUGUUGGUGGUGUUGGUGGUCACUUGGCUCAUGCACAAACCACACCAUGCUCUUUGGCGUUUGAUGAUGAGGGUUACGUUUCUCCGUAUCCACAAGGAUCCAGUGAUGCGGUUUUGGAUUAUGUGUUAUCACCGGUUUUUCCGCUUUCAGUUGUUGAUGGAGAGGAAUGGUGGUACAGCAACAAGCCAUACGUGGAGCUUAUACUCGGUCUGACUCAAGUGCUGAAUGAAACGUUUACAGACACCACCACAUCACCCUCACUACGUCUAGUCAUUUGUACACUGCUCACACAGAUCAGUAUGCGUAGCUCCAGUGCUUUUGCAGCAUCUGAGGGACGUCUAGUGUUGCGUUCAUUUAUUAGGGCACUACGAGCAUACGGCCAACAUUCACGGAGGACAUCUACAUCAACCCAUAGCUUACCACACAUGGAAGAGCCCAAUAUUCUACGUAGGAUGACUAUUAUUACACCUGAAAAAGAGAGAGGGAAAGGAUCUCAUGAGUGUAUGGACGAGGAUGCGGUGUAUGUUCUGUUGGCUCAAAGAAUUGCUGCAGCCAUCUGGCACGUUUAUCAUGUUUUGCACAUGAUACCCCUCUCAGGCGAGAUGGUGGACCUUAUUGAGCUGCCUUUAUUGUCGUUAUGUUGGGGAGAGGAGGUGGAGCCAGAGGUGGUGGAGCCGGAGGAAGGUGCUAUAAGAACAGCUGCUGGGGCUCGCAAAACACUCACCUUCCUGUUUGCCCCGCUAGCGCGGGUGUGGUACACGGGGCUCCUGAGCAACGAUGAUGAAGACUUUAACAAGCGUUCACAAGAGGUACUGAUGGAGGUGCUGCUAGGCUUGCUGAGAGUGGGUGGGGUGCUGUUGACGGCACCGGAAGUCCCACGUGUCUCCUUGACGGCCCCUGCUUCUUCCACGUCAACUGCAACCUCCACAUGGAAUGCGACGCACUCUGCAGAGAGCAGUUUAGUAUCCUUCGAGGCGGAGGUUCCGCCAGUGGAGUUUAGCGACACCAUCAAGUCACUGCGUAGAAUAUUUAUGAUUCUCCUGCAGCGUGACCCAGGGUUCCUUUCCUUUGAGAUACUGGAGGUGUUGUUCUCCCUCCUUUGGGUCAAUAAUGCCCAGCUGACGGAGUUAGGUCGGAAGUGUAUUGCCAGCAGCCUUGACUUUGGGGAGGUGUACCCAACAUACACGAAAAUUAUUCAAAGCGCGGACCCAUCGUUGUUGACGAAGCUGCUGCCGCUUUUCGCGGCAGAGCUCUUGUCACCGGAGGUGUCAACGGAUGCCAAACACGAACGUCGCGUAUGGCUUUUCAAACAUGGUUGUGUCAAUGCCGUGAUUGCCGUCUUGCAGCGUGUGUUACUUGCCUCGCACAACGUGGUGUGUUUCCCACGACUUAUUCAACAGUUGUUUUGUUUUCUUUCCGUGUCGGAGUCAGCACAGGGUCGGGAACCGAGGCUUGCAGACACUCAACUGGUACAUGUUUUCUCAGAGAGUCUUCAUUGCGUGGAAAGGGUGGAGUACCUUAUUUUUAUUGCCCAGGCUGUCCUUGGGGCGUCCACUUCAAUGUUUGACGGGUACCAAGACCAAAGAUGUCGGGUUAAUAAACACGGGCCUUUUGCUCUCUCAGUUCCGAAUUGCUCAGUGGAAAAACCGGUGUUUAUCGAUUUGUUCCCACCCCUACUGCAGCAUGCGCAUGAGCAUGCCAAGAGCCUGGAGAGCGAUCUACUUUCCGCCCUCCACCUCAUCCUAAAGAUGACGACAAAGGUGCACUCCAAGGCGCUUUUAGAGUGGGUGCUGCAGCGAAAGCAGACGACGCUGCUGCCGUACUUGGACUUCGAUGCAGCCGCAGCAUACAAUGUCCUGCCGUACGUAGGCGACCGAGGUGAGAUUGAGCCUUUCUGGACACCCAUUCUGCAGGAGGCUCCGGAGCGGGCGGAGCUACGCUUCAGCUGCACUGGUGGUAUUGUUGUGACAAUGGGGCGUUGGCCUGAAAAGGGUUUCUCCGUCUCAGCGUACUUUUGUUUUGAGGAGAUCUAUAGCAAUAUACAACUAUUUGAGUUUUUCAAUGGGGAGGCUUCGUCACCGCCUCUUGCGUCCAUCCGCAUUGCAGGUGGUGAUAGUGUAAUUAUUCUUCAUGAUGGGAAGCGGGUGUCGCUUAAUGAAAGUCACGCGCUGCCGGAUCUUGCACCGCGGCGAUGGGCGCAUUUUCUAGUCGUUAUGAGCGUGGCACACACAGUUAGUGUGUACCUUAACGCCAAUAAAGUUGGGACCUGCACACUGCCCUACUUCCGUCCCUACGUGGAGGUGGUGAUGCACAUAGGCUUUGUCAAUGCCCCUGUGUACGAUGCCCUCUUCUCCAUUGGCGGGGUCGUGCUGUGGGACGAGGAACUGACGGCACCACAGGUGGAGGCGUAUGCUGCCACGACGGGGUAUCAACCAAAUGUGUGUAAAAUUUUAGAACGUGAGAUACCACGUGAGCUUGCGGAUAAUCACGAGAUGUUGCCUGUUGAAGACCGCAUCGCCGUGUUUGAACCCCACGAAACCCGUGAUUCAAUGAUGGUUAACAUUCUACAAAAGGCGUCAAAAAACUGCCCUAUUGUUGCCAAGCUCACUGGCAACUACGCCGCGGCACCGAAGAACUGGAUUGACUAUCGUGCUCUCUUUUUAAACCAGGGUGGUAUGCUUCACCUGCUUGACUGGGUCGUUCAGUCUGCCACAUCAGGGGAAUUGGAGCGGUACAUGGCACUCGUAGCUGACUGUAUCCGGAACGUCACCAAUGGUGGCACCAUGGACUUUAGAACGUACACACUACUUGGCUUUCAUCUCCGUCGUCUAGCCCACCUCGUGACCCCGGCUGUGUGUGAUAGUUUACUGCAUCUUGCCACUGCGAACGUGAGCGUCAAUGAUGAGUUGCAUCCUUUUAUCAUUAAUCGACUAAUGUUUGAUCAUAUUUUUCGUGAUAUUGAGCUUUUUGCGGGGAUGCCAUUGGACUCUGCCCUCUACCUGAUAGAGCGUCUGGAGAGACUCUUCACGGUUGCCUCUUGCCGUUUUGCGAGGCGAAACGCCAAUUAUGUUAUACCCUUUCGAUUUAUUGACAGUAUUCUUAAUGGGUUAGUUUAUGCAAACGUUUCUUUGCCCUUUGCCGUGCGGGCUCGUAUAAUUUUGUGCGUGAAGCAUAUUAUGAUUGCCUCUGACUUUGAUCCAAAUAUUGUUCACGUCCUUGCGUCCACAGCGGCGGUGCUCACGCCGGGGGAGAUGGAAGUGACAAGUCUCCUACAACCCUCAUUGCGAGUCAAGCUUCCCAAAGCACAGUUUACGGAGAUACGUGUGUCGCUUCAAGGUACGUGCGAUCUCACACCUUUAAUUCUGCGCAGUCUUGUAGAUUGCUGCGGCAGUAGCAUGUUUGUUUCGGCCCUUGGAGUUAUUGUGGAUCUUAACUGGUACGCCGUUUGCGUCUCACGCUUUGCGGACGCGUCAUGUGUUGUGUACGCCACUCGACUCUUCUUUGAGGCACUGCGGUCGAAUACAGGCCUGCGUAAUCAGGUGAUGCACCACCCUGCUGCUGUUGUGGAGGCCCUCUCCCCACAUUGUCUGAAUGUAGACUUACUGUUGCUUUUGCUGAGCCUCAGUGUGGGUGCUGAGGGGCGUAUUGAUGUUCUUUCCUCAAAGCACCCGCUUCUUCAACAGUUGGUUGGAAUUUUGGACUCUAUGACACCGGAGUUGGACACCGUUGUGGCACCAAUCUUCUCCAAGGUUCUUACGCUACAUUUAACCGCGGCGUUGUCCACGCCUGCGUGCUUCCGACCAUGUAGUCUCAGUUCGGUGAUACAGAGGCGCAUGUGUUGCUCUUAUCGUCUGCGCAGGCCCUUUGGGCUGGCGCGGGUGUGCAGUAUACUCAUGAUUCAGAUAUAUGUCAGGCGACUCCUGUCGAAGACGACCGAAGCCGGCACCAUGGCGUCAGCAGCAGACCGAGGGGUACCAGGGCAAUCAUCACUAAAGGAAGGUGGCUUCAGCAGUGACGUGACGGCGGAUACCACAAAGACACCCGGAUUUUUGGGUAAACAUCGAAGGGCGUUGCUUGCAUUGCGUGUGUGUGUGUUUUUCUGGCACGGCCUUCAACGCAGACGAUACAAGAAGGUAUUGCAGCGCAUGAGGGGUACUGCGCCUCUGAUGGUCUUGGAUGUUGAUUUAGAAAAAAAUCUUUUUAUCCUUCGCACGCUUCAGAGUCUACCGCUGAAGCAGGGCCUUUUUUUGCCGUGCACGCUUUCGCCGUACCAAAUUGAGGCUUUCGCCUUCUUUGGGACAUUCUUGCAACGUGAGACCGUCCUGUCAAGAUGUGAGGAAAAAUUGCAGUCUCGCUAUUUUGGAGCUGUGCCCCUUACCGCCGCCAGCUACCCAGGGAUGAUUCUGAACAUGGAGGCUACGGGAGGCAGCGAUGUCUCUGCAUUUUUUUCAAAAACCUGUGAUGAGUGGCGGUCCUCGCCGCUGACACACAUUACUGGCACGGGCGAGGUGGUAAUGCAUGGCGUUGAUGGUACGAGCACCGCGGUGGAGGCAGAAGCAGAAGAGGGAGAAAAAGUAAACCGGCGACAGGAACAACACCGACGACAGCAGCAACGGCAGAAGGGGGAAAAGGAGGGGGUGACGGAGAUGAAAAAAGAAGAGAUUGUCAAAUUAAAGCAUGAGGAAGAGUCGGAGCAUCACUGUAAUAUGCCGCCAACAGCGACACUGCCUACGGAGCACCGCAAACGACAAAUAAGGUCUCCUUUACCAAAUUCCCCCUUGCAUGAUGAAAAAGGUUUCUCUCAUUCGCCACCGUUGCUUGCCCUCUCUGUUUCCACGGAUGCUGCAUCGUUGCCUGAAAGCAUGGAGGAGCGUGCUGCCAGCGCUAGUGAUAGCAAGCUGGAGCUGACAAUGGACGCUGGCAUCUUUUCUGAUGAUGAUAGGCAUGUUGAUUCUAGGCUUGCUGGACUCGCCUUGUCUGUUGCAGGGAGUCCAUUGCAUUCUGAAUUAGAGGAGGCUGUGAGUUCGGACGUGGCGAUAGGCACCUUUGCUCCCUUAACUAACCUUCGGUCUUCCGCGACAAGGUCCCUGCAGAAGUCUGCUGUGGGGGUUUUGUCACACACCGUUCUUGCCUCACUGCUCAACUUGCCUGUCACUGAAGGGUGGGUUGGGGAACAGACGUACGGCUCCUGUGGGGAGCUGCUGUUUCAGCUUAUGCUGGUCGCUGGCGCCAUGUCAAGUACCGAAGAGGUGACGUUAACUUUGACGUACUUCUUCAUUGACCAGUUGCUGGUGUGCGUUGAUUUGGUUGAGGGCCUCGCGGAACAAAAACCAUCUUUUAUGUCGUCGCUGAAAGGGAGCGGCUUGGAACUCUGCGCCCGACGGGUUAUUUUGUUGCAGGACUCUGUGUCCGACGUCUUUGUCUUCAAUGUUUGUCGGCUGAAUGAGCUGUUUGUGCACCUUAUUUCCUUUGAUGUAAUGAAGCUGUCGAGCCUCUCUUCGUACUUUGUUUGGUUACUUGGAUGGGCCUCCGCCUCUUGGCCGCAUUGUUCGCAGCAGCUGCUCCGCUCACAGAUCGUGAAGAGCUGCAUCGCCGUUCUAAACCGACCGUCACUUAAUGGAAUCACGUCUGAGCAGAUGGAAAUUGUCUACAUGCUGCUUAGCCGCGUUUUCUGCCCGAAGUGGAUCAUGAAGGAUAUGUUUGAGUGUUUGCUGCAUGUGCUCUUUCGUCUCUACACAUCCUUGCCGCCAUCCACCAUGGAUGAAGCGGAAACGCAAAGACGGAAGGAGCUUGUUGUUUUGACGCUGCGCCUUAUGAUGCGCACGUAUGCAGGGAGCAAAGAGCUAUGCAAGGCACUCUCUGCACGUGCGCUGCGGCAACGUAUUUCACUUUAUAAGGAGUUUGCGGCUGCUCUUCUUGUGCCGGAUGAAGCCACGGCUUUUACGGCCUUUGAGGCGUACUGCCGAGAAAAUAUGACCACGAUUGGCAGCGUUAUGUGCUGUCGACCUAAGGCAAAGGCGGAUAUCGCGUACAAAUCCAUGUUGAAGGACCGCAGUGAAUACGUAAAACGCAUUAACAAAUUUAGGGAGGCCUACAGCAAGACGAUUGAGGUUAGUGAUGAACACCGGCGAGUGCGACUUGUUCAGGCAUACACCGCCCGCUUCUCCUCCUGUGUUGGAGACAUUUCUCCAUUGAAGCCGAGCCAAUGUAAUUGGCUCGUGACAGAGCAGUGCUCAUUACAGCGGGAUAGUCCCCGUGUGCGUGCAUUGCACUAUUUAGAUUCCCGCGGCAACUACACAACGAUGAUAUCGGAUUGUGUCACGGAGGAUAACGCAUCUAUGGUGCCCAGCGCAGACAAUUGUGAGCAACAGCUCAACCACGUCUCAGCCUUGGUACAGCCCUUCGCUAUUCGUUGCCGACCGUAUCUGCUCCAAAGUUCGAUCCCAUUUGUGGAUGGUCGUUGCCGAGUGAGUCCAGCGGCGGUCUCGUUGCUUCGAUACCUCCUUGAACCGAAUGAAGUCCUGCGCUUCAUUAGCAACGGCUUCCGCAUCAAGGGCAUCCACGCCACACCGUGUCUUAUUCUCUUGACUAACUCCACGUUGAAGCUGAUUGGGUUCUCCCGCAUUACGGUGGCGGGGGACAUCGUUCUUUGCCAGUGUGCAAACGAAGAGUCCGGUGAGCCCGAUUUUUCCACCACCAGCAGCGUGUCGAAGAGUUCGAGGGCCAAGGGAGGUUACCAGCUUACUGCACAGAGCUUUGCGUUCUCCAUGACGAGCAAAUUGCAGCGCUUUCUCACAGACGGUGCUGGAAAAGAGCGACGGCGGCGUAAGAAAGAGGAACUCCACGAUGGGACCAAAAUUGCAUAUUCUGUUCGACAAGCAUCGGGAAACUCUUACCGGGACCUAUUUUGGGUGUAUUUCUUGCAGAACAUUAGUAGCGUACGCAUGGCAUACUACAUGCAUCAGGACACUGCCAUUGUUUUUAAAUUUAUGUACGCUGAUGGACCCAUGCUAUCGUUGGUGGACGCACAACAGUCGAUGAACACGUCUGCCCGGGAUAAAUUUCUGGACGUCUUGAAGGAAGUCCUCGGCAGACAACGUUGUAAAUUUCAUGAACACUCACAACGCGCCGCGAGGAUUCGCUCGAUGCUUAUCCGCUGGGCAGCAGGCUCAGUCUCUACCUAUGACUACAUCACCUUUCUCAAUCGCGUGGCGGGCCGUACAAGGUUGGACUUUAACCAAUACCCCAUAUAUCCAUGGGUGCUUGCUGAUUACAGGUCGAGUGAACUUGACCUAGACGCCGCGAAGACGUACCGUGACCUCUCCCUUCCCAUGGGAGCCCAGACGGAGGAGCGACGCCAAAAAGUGAUGCAGUUAUACCAGCAGAUGGUGGAGAUGCAAGCGGCUGAUCCGGAGGUUGGAGGCGUUCAGCCAUUUCAUCAUGGGACGCACUACUCGACAAGCGGAGGAGUAUUACAUUUUCUCAUUCGUGUGGAGCCCUUCACAACAUUUGCACGCAUAUUUCAAGGUGGUGAGUUUGAUGCUGCUGCACGUCUAUUUGACUCUGUGGAAGCUUCCUUCCAAUCGUGCGUGAAUGGCCCUGCGGACUGUAAGGAGUUGAUGCCGGAAUUCUUCUUUGAUGGUAUGUUUCUUGUAAACGCAAACCAUUGUGGGUUUGGCGAGAAGUCAGACGGCACGGUUGUGAAUGACGUGAAGCUUCCUCCCUGGGCGAAGGGUUCAACGCAGGUGUUUGUAUCUGUUAUGCGGUACGUAUUAGAGAGUGAGUUUGUCGUACACAACAUUCAUCGAUGGAUCGAUUUGAUCUUCGGUGUACGCCGCCGCGGAAGACUGGCUGUGGAGAGCUACAAUGUGUUUCAGCGUAUGACGUACGGCGAAGAAGUUCUCCAGGCGCUAAAAAAGUGUGAUAACCCGCAUGACACUGAUGUCAUUAUCGCCGAGGUGGAUAACUUUGGACAAACUCCAAUGCAACUGUUUCAGGAGCGGCACCCCGCACAGAGGGAGCUGGAGCCGUGCCAUCCCCCGAGUAACAGCGGCAGCAGUGGAGCGAGUGGUGCCAAUUGCAUGGCCAACGGUACUGUGCGACGCAGUGGACACACCUACACGACGGCUUUUCAAGAACAAUUGCCGAAGGUGCUCGUCAUGAUUAUGCAUGCGCUAGACUCACCACAGACAUGGUACACAUUGGAGGAUCCAGCGCCAGGAAGUUUUCAGGCUCUACCUGAAUGCCUCUCAGAUGACAUUCUCAUCCGUGAGAGCGCUGUAAUUGGUUUUGCUACGACACGAAGUGGAGUAAAGAGGUGCUGCUACAAGUACGCCUCACCGGUUGACGACAUGGACCAUCUACUUUACUGGAGUUGUAGUGAACAUAUGUUGAUGCGAUUUGAUAGCACGAGAGGUUGUUUCUUGUCAUCCCUGCGGUGCAAUUCGAUGAGCGUUAUUCUCAAGAACGUCAGUGCCCUUUGUGUGGGCUGCCGUGAAACACUGAUUUUGAUUGGGUCUAAUAGCGGCAGUGUGCACUGUUUUGGUCCCAUCCGAAGCGAUGGGAUCUUGGUGCUCACCUCUACACUCUCCCACCACACGCACCCCAUUGCGGGAUUUGCGUUGAACGCCAAAUACGGUCGCAUUAUCAGCUUCACUGUAAGUGGCACAGAUUGUCCGGUUGUGUGGUGUGUGCAGCAUCGUCACACAGCUAAGUUGCACCUGCUAGAUGCCUCUCGCCUGCUUUCGUCGGCAGCCGCGUCUGACCUUGUCGUGGUGGCAGCCGUGAUUGACCCGAGAACGGCAAAUUCAAUUGUCAUCACGCGUCGACACCUUUUGAUCUUUGACAAGCAUGGGGAGCCGUACGGUGUCGGCGCUCUCCCAGGCCUGAACGAGACUGCGCCACACCUUGAGGACGAAACGGGGCAAGUUGGAUUUGCGGUGGGCACCGACACCACGUUUAUCGCGAGUAUGACUGCUGUCACGACAUACGAUACACUUGAGUGGGCAUCUGGCGUUCAACUCCUCCUCACAGGGCAUGACGACGGCAGUCUAUCGUUGUGGCGUGCGGUGCGGCUGCCGCCUUCCAAGGUCAAACACGGCUGCAUUGUGUCUGUAAAGUACCACGCUAUUAUUGGGGCUGGCAGUCAAACCUCUCGCCUCGGCGCCGUCACGGCGUUGAAGCAGGAGCAAUCUGACGUCCCAGUCUUCCUCGUUGGCUACGCCAGCGGUGCGGUGAAGGUGCUCAUCUUCGGGAAUCGCACGGCGGACACGACGAAGACGGUGAAGAUGUAA